Closterium sp. Naga37s-1 is the source of this 771-nucleotide messenger RNA. NCBI's taxonomy places the organism in Eukaryota, Viridiplantae, Streptophyta, Zygnematophyceae, Desmidiales, Closteriaceae. The record is from the annotation of a GenBank genome assembly.
AUGGCCGACAGCAAUCCACCAGCUGAUUUGACUCCCGGAGGUGGAAGCGGCGCGGAGGAGACGCGCAGCAAGAAAUGGCUGCCGCUGGAAUCGAACCCGGAAGUGAUGAACGACUUCGUGCGCAAGGUGGGCUUUCCGCCCUCAGCGGGUUUCCACGACGUCUUUGGGCUGGACGCGGAUCUGCUCGCCAUGGUGCCUCAGCCCGUGCUCGCACUGCUCUUCCUCUUCCUAUUGCCGCCCGAGGAACGGUCCAAAGAGCCAGAGCAGCAAGAGCAGGUUCCCGAGCAGGCGACUCCCUCUGCUGAUGCCGCACAGCCAUUCUUUGUGCGGCAGACCAUAGACAAUGCGUGUGGCACGAUCGCGCUCCUACAUGCAAUUGGCAACAACCAACACCAGCUCACCCUCGAGAAGGGUUCAUUCCUCCAGCAGUUCUUUGAAAAGACCAAAGACAUGACACCUGAAGAUCGAGCAGCCUAUCUGGAGGCAGACACAUUGCUGGAGAAGGCACACACAGAUGCAGCAGAGGCGGGCGACACUCGGCCCCCAAGUCUCCAUGAGUGUGUGGAUCUGCAUUUUGUUGCCUUGGUCACGUCUGGAGGUCGUCUGUAUGAGCUAGACGGUCGCAAGCCAAAGCCCAUUGACCAUGGCCCUUCGUCGCCUGAUACCCUACUGCAGGAUGCGGCGCGGGUGAUGCAGCAGGUGAUUGCGGCCAGUCCCAACUCAUUGCAAUUCAAUAUCAUUGCCAUGAGCCUUGUGCCGCCCGAAUCCUGA